Penicillium pulvis is the source of this 813-nucleotide messenger RNA. RefSeq lists its product as uncharacterized. The transcript is spliced from 2 exons. Gene Ontology annotation, molecular function: FMN binding. The record is from RefSeq and is a predicted model, not a curated record. The coding region runs from base 1 to 813 and encodes 270 amino acids. NCBI's taxonomy places the organism in Eukaryota, Fungi, Ascomycota, Eurotiomycetes, Eurotiales, Aspergillaceae.
AUGACACCCCCAAGGCCAAGAGAAAUAAAGGCCCCAUGGCGUGACCUUCUAGCCUCGCAUCUCAAACAAACCCCAGGCUAUGAGUUCACCCUUGGUACAGUUGAAUACAACUCCGAUGGUGAACCAGUACCCCGUGUCCGCACCUGCGGCUGCCGUGGUUUCUUCCCCGAGCUCGAGCUCCAUCCAAGUGGGCAAGAAGACGUGAAGCAGCAGGCUCAGGGUGGUGGGAAUCCUGCUAAGUAUGAGAGUGAUCUGUUAACAUUUACAACGGAUCCUCGGAUGGAGAAGCUCUCCCAAAUUGUCGAGUCUGGGUAUCAUGUUGAGGCUGUAUUUUGGCUUCAAGACUUGAUGACCCAAUGGCGGGUCAAAGGAAGAGCAUUCGCCUUUGGAGAACCUGAUGCUGAGAAUUCGGAGUCUCCAGAGGAUACCAAAGCUAAGAUACGAAUUACUGAGUGUUUGCGCCACAAAGAUGAUUAUGAUGAGAGCAAGGAGUGGACCUGGGAUAAUGUUGUGACUGAGUAUUUUGCAAACCAUUCUCCCAUGAUGCGAGGCUCUUUUCGGUGCCCACCUCCUGGAACACGUAGAUCACAUGUGCCUAGUGACCCAUCCUUGAAGAUGGGACAGAAAGUUUCUGAUCUACACGAUCCUGUUGCCCGUGCCAACUUUAGAGUAGUGGCUAUCAUUCCUGAUGAGGUUGAGCGACUUGACUUAUCUGAUAUGAGCAAUGUACGAAGGGAAAAAUGGGAAUUUGUGGGGUCCGACGAUCCAAAAGAAUCUAGCGAGCCUUGGGCACACUGUGAAUUAUGGCCGUGA